AUGGGUGUUCUAUUCUUUAUAAAUUUUCUACUAUUGAUUCGAACGGAUUUUUGUUACGAUAAUCUUAGCAGAAAAAACACAACACAGCUCUCACAAAGUUCGACGUACAAUGAUAGAGAUGCUUCACUUGCAAACGAUGGUGUACUAAGGACUACAGAAAAAUACUGUGCCCAUACAGCUCCUUGGAACACUAAUUCACCGGCUUGGUUUCAAGUGGAUCUUGGAAGGCCAUACAGCAUAAAAAGUGUAAAAAUAUAUUACAGAAAAGAAGGUGAUCAACAAAAUGACUGGAAGCAGUUUAGAUUUAGGCAAUUUUAUUUGGAUGUCUCAGAUUCACCAGCAGCAUCGACUACCACAAGUCAGCGAACCCGAUGUUAUACUGACAAUUCGACUUAUCCAGAUUUACCUGACAAUAUAAUUGAUAUUCCGUGUGAACAGACAGUAAGAUAUAUAAUUGUGGAAACCAAGUACAUCUCUAUUGAAUCCAGAGAUACCAGUCCUAUCCUGGAAAUUUGUGAAAUAGAAGUUUACGGUUGUGAUAUCGGUUAUUAUGGCCUAUUUUGUUCCUCUUGUGGGGAUUGUGAAAACUGCAACAUUGAAAAAGGCUGUUUUGUGAUCAAGAUACUGGCCAAUGUAAUAGAGGUUGCAAAAAUGGAUUUUAUGGUUCCUUCUGCAACAUGUCAUGUAGUUCCAAUUGUGCACCGACUGGCUGUAAUACCAAAAAUGGAGCUUGUAUCGGAGGAUGUCAAUCAAACUGGACAGGAAUCAAGUGUGAUGAAUGUGACUCAGAACAUUACGGGUUUGAUUGUUCCAAGGAAUGUACGUCUUCAUGCAAAAAUGGAUGCAACAGAAACAAUGGUAGUUGCAAAAAUUGUAUUGAUGGAAAAUUUGGAGUCACUUGUCAAAAAAGAUGUGGAGCAGGGUGCAAUUCCAACUGUGCUCAAAAUGAUGGAAAAUGUACGUGCAAAACAGGCUGGCAAGAGGACUUUUGUGAUGGUAAAACACGAAAAAGACAUCAAUUGA
This is a messenger RNA of Saccostrea echinata, 1023 nucleotides long. RefSeq lists its product as uncharacterized. NCBI's taxonomy places the organism in Eukaryota, Metazoa, Mollusca, Bivalvia, Ostreida, Ostreidae. Bases 1 to 1023 code for a protein of 340 amino acids. The transcript has 7 exons. The record is from RefSeq and is a predicted model, not a curated record.